Molecule: messenger RNA, 444 nt
Organism: Aegilops tauschii subsp. strangulata
Lineage: Eukaryota; Viridiplantae; Streptophyta; Magnoliopsida; Poales; Poaceae
Source: RefSeq, a predicted model, not a curated record
AUGGACGAGGAUGAGGAGGACGACGAGGAAGGCGUGGACGAGGACGACGAGGAAGGCGUGGACGAGGAUGACAAGGACGACGAGGAAGGCGUGGACGAGGAUGACGAGGAAGGCGUGGACGAGGAUGACAAGGACAACGAGGAAGGCGUGGACGAGGAUGACGAGGACGAGGAGGAGGGAGAUGAUGAGGACGACGGGGAGGCUGGUGACGAGGAAGACGAGGCGGAGUUUUAUCUCGGUGAGUCGGCCUUGAUGGCGGAGCAGACCGCUAUCCUGGAGUCCAUCCAAGAUGAGGCGUAUGUGGAGUCCAACCGGCGCUUCCUCCGGGAAGAACAGGCGAAGACCGAUGUGCUCUUCGAUGAGCUGGAUGUGGAGCAGGAGGCGGAGGCCAAUGACGUCGAUGUCAGAAUGGAGAUAGUGGACAUCUCUGACAACGGGGAGUAG